AUGUCCCGUUACUGGGUUAUUGGUACUGGUGGUACUGGUGGUACUGGUGGUACUGGUGGUACUGGUGGCCUGACCCACUAGGGGAGUCACAUUACCACCAAUACAGGGAUAUAAGUAUUUGAUCCCCUCCUCGCAAGGGUCUGCGUCUCCCUGACAACCCAGCUCUGAGAGAGGCGGUGAAGGGAGCUGUGUUUACUUCCUGGUUCGCCGGAUCCUCCAACCUCGGGGUUAACAGGUGGAGCUGAGUGUACAGAGGAAGUAUACAGUGCGUGUGUGUGUGUUGAUACGAUGUGAGAUUUGUUGUACAGUGAGGGAAUUAAGUAUUUGAUCCCCUGCUGAUUUUGUACGUUUGCCCACUGACAAAGAAAUGAUCAGUCUAUAAUUUUAAUGGUAGGUUUAUCUGAACAGUGAGAGACAGAAUAACAACAACAAAAUCCAGAAAAACGCAUAUCAAAAAUGUUAUUAAUUGAUUUGCAUUUUAAUGAGGGAAAUAAGUAUUUGACCCCGCAAAACAUGACUUAGUACUUGGUGGAAAAACCCUUGUUGGCAAUCACAGAGGUCAGACGUUUCUUGUAGUUGGCCACCAGGUUUGCACACAUCUCAGGAGGGAUUUUGUCCCACUCCUCUUUGCAGAUCUUCUCCAAGUCAUUAAGGUUUCGAGGCUGACGUUUGGCAACUCAAACCUUCAGCUCCCUCCACAGAUUUUCUAUGGGAUUAAGGUCUGGAGACAGGCUAGGCCACUCCAGGACCUUAAUGUGCUUCUUCUUGAGCCACUCCUUUGUUGCCUUGGCCAUGUGUUUUGGGUCAUUGUCAUGCUGGAAUACCCAUCCACGACCCAUUUUCAAUGCCCUGUCUGAGGGAAGGAGGUUCUCAUCCAAGAUUUGACGAUACAUGGCCCCGUCCAUCGUCCCUUUGAUGCGGUGAAGUUGUCCUGUCCCCUUAGCAGAAAAACACCCCCAAAGCAUAAUGUUUCCACAUCCAUGUUUGACGGUGGUUAUGGUGUUCUUGGGGUCAUAGGCAGCAUUCCUCCUCCUCCAAACACGGCGAGUUGAGUUGAUGCCAAAGAGCUCCAUUUUGGUCUCAUCUGACCACAACACUUUCACCCAGUUCUCCUCUGAAUCAUUCAGAUGUUCACUGGCAAACUUCAAACGGGCAUGUAUAUGUGCUUUCUUGAGCAGAGGGACCUUGCGGGCGCUGCAGGAUUUCAGUCCUUCACGGCGUAGUGUGUUCCCAAUUGUUUUCUUGGUGACUAUGGUCCCAGCUGCCUUGAGAUCAUUGACAAGAUCAGUUCUGGGCUGAUUCCUCACCGUUCUCAUGAUCAUUGCAACUCCACGAGGUGAGCUUUUGCAUGGAGCCCCAGGCCGAGGGAGAUUGACAGUUAUUUUGUGUUUCUUCCAUUUGCGUAUAAUCGCACCAACUGUUGUCACCUUCUCACCAAGCUGCUUGGCGAUGGUCUUGUAGCCCAUUCCAGCCUUGUGUAGGUCUACAAUGUUGUCCCUGACAUCCUUGGAGAGCUCUUUGGUCUUGGCCAUGGUGGAGAGUUUGGAAUCUGAUUGAUUGAUUGCUUCUGUGGACAGGUGUCUUUUAUACAGGUAACACACUGAGAUUAGGAGCACUCCCUUUAAGAGUGUGCUCCUAAUCUCAGCUCGUUACCUGUAUAAAAGACACCUGGGAGCCAGAAAUCUUUCUACUUGAGAGGGGGUCAAAUACUUAUUUCCCUCAUUAAAAUGCAAAUCAAUUUAUAACAUUUUUGACAUGCGUUUUUCUGGAUUUUGUUGUUGUUAUUCUGUCUCUCACUGUUCAAAUAAACCUACCAUUAAAAUUAUAGACUGAUCAUUUCUUUGUCAGUGGGCAAACGUACAAAAUCAGCAGGGGAUCAAAUACUUUUUUCCCUCACUGUAUAUGUUAAUAUAUGUUAAUAUAUGUUAAUAUUUGUUAAUAUAUUUUAAUGUCAUUUUUUUGGCAACAGUUACAACACCCUAAAGGCUGCGUUUAAAUAGGAUCUUUUUUUUCACUAAUUGGUCUUCUGACCAAUCAAAUCAGCUCUGGAAAAGAGCCGACGUGAAAAGGUCUGAUGUGAUUGGUCAAAAGAUCAGUUAGUGGAAAAAAUAUCAGAAUUGGGCUGCCUAUUUAAACGCAGCCUAAUUGAUCUAAUUCAAAUCAGCAUCUUAUUAAAAGACGGGAAUCUGUGGGAUUAAGUUCACCAUAUGUGGCUCCCACAAUUACACUUAAAUUGUCAUUGGCUGCACUUUCUCAUUCUGAACUUCUAACGUUUUAGUCAAUUAGCAGACGCUCUUAUCCAAAGCGACUUACAAUUAGUGAGUGCAUAUAUUUUUCAUACUGCCCCCCCCCGUGGGAAUUGAACCCACGACCCAGGCGUUGCAAGCGCCACGCUCUACCAACUGAGCUACAGGAGGGCCAAUAACAGUGGAGUGGGUGUGGCUUCCUGUCAACUAUUGCAAGAGCAGCUACUCACCGGUUUGACCGUUCCACCACUGUUCCACCCUGACACCGCCAAAACAUCUGCUAUGCUGGUCUGCUAUCACCGGUUAACUCUUUCGAUCUGAUUGAAUCUAGGCCUUAGAUUGAUUCAGACUAUUUUGAGGUAGUGUUACUGUUUUUUUUUUGUUUUUUUUAUACGGCGUCUCAAGAGGGACAAACAGUAAUAUUGCUGUUUUUUUCUAGUUUUUCAAGCAAAAUGUCUUUUUUUGAGGUAGUAUGCAAGGCACAGAUGUCCUAGCCUAGUUCUGCUAGGAGCAAACCAAACCUAGUGUGCUGACACCUUUACCGCGGAUAUAAUUAUGGCCACAUUUCCACUACCUCUCCAUCUAUUAGACCAUCAGGUGACAUCCUGACAACAGAAAUGUUCCUGCAACGUUUCUAGAACGUUCUGAGAACAUGGCAGCCAUGUUCUGUGUACGUUUGGUGGGACGUUGACGGAACGUUCUCCUAACCCUCAGAAAACUGGACACACGAAGCAAACGUGUCUAGAACAUUAAUAUAGGAUCAUCUGAGAACAUGGUAACCACGUUCUGGGUAUCUUCUGUUUGACGUUUAGGAAAUGUUUUCCUAACUCUUAACGCCAAUUCCUGCAAAAUAGGUUCUCAGGAUGUUUUUGUUAACAUACAUAGAAUGUUCCCUUAACUAAUGGAAAACUGGACACUCAAACAUCUGGCGAACAUUACGGGUAACAUUACAAAUUAAAAAUGUGCUAUAACGGUGACAAACAGUGCCCACAAACUGUUAGGGCCUCCAUAAAGCCGUCCCAACAGCAGAGUCCCAACAGCAGAGUCCCAACAGCAGAGUCCCAACAGCAGAGUCCCAACAGCAGAGUCCCAACACCUUACCACUGCUACACCUGGCUAUCAGAGGAGCCUUGUCUGGCAGCGAAACAGUUCAUUCAGCCUCAUUUACUGCCUUUAAAAAAAACAUAGCUGAUAUGGCUGACUUGCUUGAACAAAUGUGGUUUCUACAGACAACUGAGAUGUACAAACUAUGGCAUAAGGGGACGACAAGCAGAUAAGAGGCAAUCCGUAAUAUCGAUUAAGACAUUAAUGAGCGAGCUGGGACGGACGGAGUCAAUAUAACUAUUUGUUCAGCACUUUUGAAAUGUACAGCGACAGAAUUCAGAACAUGGGCCAUUCUUACAGUGUUCUCCCUGUACACCAAGUCAGAACCAUAGGAUAAAUAAAGGGGGCAUAUAAGCAGACAAUGAAAGCUCUUACAAAAUUCGAUGAUGACAUUUCUCUAAAACAGGCUACAGGCUAAGUUAUGAGGGGAAAAGGGACCAAGUGAUUAGGUUGAGGCACAUGGGCUACUAACAGCUUACUACACAACUGUCACGCCCUGGCUCUGGGGACACUGUUAUGUUGAGCCAGGGUGUGUAGAUCUAUGUAUUCUAUUUCAUGUUGGGAGUUCUAGUUUGUUUAUUUCUAUGUUGGCCAGAGUGACUCCCAAUCAGAGGCAACGAGUGUCAGCUGUCAGCUGGUUGUCUCUGAUUGGGAGCCAUAUUUAAACAGUCUGUUUUUCAUUCGUGGGUGUGGGAUUUUGUUUCUAGUCUGUUUAUGGUAGACCGUGAACUGUCACGUAUCGUUUGUUGUUUUGAUCGUGUCUCGUAAUAAAGAGUAUGUUUGCCUGCAACGCUGCGCCUUGGUCCUCAUCUAUUCCCUACGACGAGCGUGACAACAACAUACACUUAGUAUUACUUUCUUAGCUACAGUAUACAUAUCUCCCUGGCAUAUUUCAUCAUUUAUGCAGCAGCAUACAAUACAUUUUUGGACUCACCUUGUUGUGCUGUGCUCCCUUGAACACUUGAACAAAUUUUGUCAUCAACCUUUGUCAUCAAAGUCUGGCAUUCUCUGGAUUUAUGGUGCGUUCAAGACAUCUGGGAACUCGGAAAAAAACAAGGUUGCAUCAUGACGUCAGUGAUCUUCAGGUCGGAGCUCUAGAAAGAGGCCCGAGUUCCCGACUUGGAAUUCCAAGUUGGAUGACUGUUCAAAACGUAUUUUCCCAGUCGGAGCUAGUUUUAUUCAGAGUUCCCAGUUGUCUUGAACUCACUGAAGUCUGAGAUUUCCCAGUUCCGAGUUUCCAGUUGUUUCGAAUGUGGCAGAAGUCAUGCUGGAUUGACAGCAUGGCCAAUAUUGAAUGUUUAUCCUUUUAAGCUUGGGAAAGAGACCCUUAGACCCAGACUUGGACCACACACCCACUCCACUGAAUAGCAGGCUAGUGAUUGCUUUACAAUGCUUGCAGUUAGCCACUGAUUCCCUCCAAACCACUCAUUGUUGAAUUUGCGAUUUCCAACUUGUUGUGUAAUGUUUAUGUCCAAUGGCCGAUGAGCACCGAUAUGUUUUAUCUAUAAUUUCACUUCAUAAUUUCUCUUCAUAUGACAAGGAUUGAAAAGGAUUUGCCAGUAGAUUGUCGACUUGAUUCAUGAUGAUGACUGCUAGCUAAGAUUUUCAAAGUAUGACGUUGACAUGAUAAGUCCAAUCAAUGCUACAGUACAAAUAACGUGAUUUGACGUGGCCAAUGACCUUGAGCCUUCUUGGAUGGGCACUUCUAAUGUAACUCUAUGGCAGCACCGAAGGGGCUUGAAUUUUCGAGCUCUACCUUUGGAUUGGGCGGUGGCGUAGCGUCCCCCAUGAGUGACAGAACACUGAGCCAAUCACGGCGCAACUAGAGAACAUUACCAACACCUACGCUCUGUAUUUUCCGCUGGCUGCCCCACCACCACAGAAAGCUCUGAGCUAGGCUGAAACACCUGCAGUUUUGGAGCUGCCUUACUCAAGAAAGCAGAAAAGAGACCACGUUUGUAUGGAGGCUUUAUUAACUCAAUGAUUAUUUUAUUUUUUACAUUGUUUGCAAACUGAUAUGUUACAUUUAUUAAUGCCAAAAUAACAUGCAAAACAGGUGGGGCUGAAAACACCUGAAUGACUCGUCGCCUCUGCAUAACACUCAGUCAUCUUGAUCAGUGAUAGUCUAUUAGGAAAUGGCUACUGGUUACAUUUACAUUUACGUCAUUUAGCAGACGCUCUUAUCCAGAGCGACUUACAGUUAGUGAAUACAUAUCUAUUUAUACUGUCCCCCCGUGGGAAUCGAACCCACAACCCUGGCGUUGCAAACGCCAUGCUCUAUCAACUGAGCUACAUCCCUGCCGGCCAUUCCCUCCCCUACCCUGGACGACGCUGGGCCAAUUGUGCGCCGCCCCAUGAGUCUCCCGGUCGCGGCCGGCUGCGACAGAGCCUGGAUUUGAACCAGGAUCUCUAGUGGCACAGUUAGCACUGCGAUGCAGUGCCUUAGACCACCGCGCCACUCAGGAGUUCGGAUACUGCAACUGUUAUGACUGUUUCUAGGGAAACGAGAGCAAGGUCGGCCUCCCGCGGUGUCACGGCAAUACAACAUUUUACAUUUUAGUUAUUUAGCAGACGCUCUAAUCCAGAGCGAUUUACCGUUAGUAAAUGCAUACAUUUUCAUACUUCUUUAUUCUCCAUACUGCCUGGCGGCAACAUUAAAUAGACAUCCAGUUCUGGUUUAGUAUUAGAUUUAACCAACAUAACUUUAAAUUGAAAUAAACCAACUAUACAGUUGUAUUGCACUAAUCAAUGAUAUCCGUUGAUAAGAUGUUGGCCUGAGUGUCUGUCUGUCUGUCUGUGCUAUCAUCCAAACUCUGCACUCAUGGUCAUGACAAACGGGUUAGCUUAACGUUGACAAUGACAGCAAGCAAUGGAGUUGGCAAGAGCACAGCAGAUUUACGACCAGGCUAAUAAGAUGUCACUGGAUUGUUAUUUUAAAGCUCAAAACAAAAAGAUAUAAUGGCCGGGAUUCAAACCGAACGACAAUGUCUUUUAAAGGGAAUGUUCCUGCAUUCGCAGAGAUCGCAUUCACGGUAAAACGCUGCGUAUGUCCGCUCAAUUGGAAAUGACACUGUGAAUGACAUAGGCGCUACGGGAUUGAAUACCGCCCCGUCGUCUGGAGGACUCAGGAGGCUGAGCAGAGGAAGAGAAGGAGGAAUAAUAACCGUUCCCAUGACAACAUCCUCUUUAUUGAAAGUUGGAUUCCAUAGAAGAAAACAACAGAUUUCAUGAUUAUUUUGGUCAACCUGUUGUUUUCUCCCAUAGUCAUAAGUAACCAUUUGACAUCAUCAUAAUCAUCAUCAUCAUCAUCAUCAUCAUUGAUGCUAAAUAUAUAUCACAGGACACGUCAAACACCACCAACAACAGAGUAUCUGAAUAGCAUAUUUAUAAAAAAGAGACACGCACGUGGGGCAGAGCAAGGUGUGGAGAUGAGAGAGAGAGUGUGAGGAGAGAUAGAGAGUGGGAGAGAGGAGCAGAGAGAUGAGGGGGAGUAGAGAGAGAUAGAGAGAGCGAUGGAGAGAGAAUAGAGAGUAGAGCGAUAGAGAUAGGAUCUUGGGUGUUUUUCUAAGAGCUCGUGGGUAGCUCGAUCUCGGUUUUGUUCGCUCUCUCUAUCGUUUUUUGCUUCUCUUCGUUCGCUCGCUCUCUGGUUCGCUUUUCUCUCUCUCUCGUCGUUUCUCUUUUUCUCCGUCGCUUUUCUCGUUCUCUCUCCUGUCGCUUCUCUCUGCUCUCGCUCUCUCUUCGUCUCUCUCUCUGCGCUCUGCCUCUCUCCCUCGCCUCUCUCUCUCUCGCUCGCUCUCUCUCCCAGGCCUCUCUGGGAGCGGAGGGGGAGAGAGAGGUGUGCUUUGGAAUGUUUAGUUUCUAUAUCAAAGUAAAACUUUGCACAGACUGA
Molecule: messenger RNA, 7239 nt
Organism: Coregonus sp. 'balchen'
Lineage: Eukaryota; Metazoa; Chordata; Actinopteri; Salmoniformes; Salmonidae
Source: the annotation of a GenBank genome assembly